Messenger RNA from Dipodomys ordii (Ord's kangaroo rat), 765 nucleotides. Its product is annotated as keratin-associated protein 10-4-like. NCBI's taxonomy places the organism in Eukaryota, Metazoa, Chordata, Mammalia, Rodentia, Heteromyidae. The transcript is spliced from 3 exons. The coding region runs from base 1 to 765 and encodes 254 amino acids. The record is from RefSeq and is a predicted model, not a curated record.
AUGGAGACGGGACAAGGCCGCGUGCAGCCAGCGCGGGUUCCUGGCGGCUGCCCGGCCUCCAAGCCCUCCACCCGCAUCCUCCGUGAGCCUGCAGCGGCUCUGGACGGCUGCCCGGCCUCCAAGCCCUCCACCCGCAUCCUCCGUGAGCCCGCAGCGGCUGCCCGGCCUCCAAGCCCUCCACCCGCAUCCUCCGUGAGCCUGCAGCGGCUCUGGAGCUGCCUGGCCUCUAAGCCCUCCACCCCCAUCCUCCCCAGCCCAUACUGCUGUGAGGCGGCCAGCCCAUACUGCUACGAGGCGGCCAGCCCGUACUGUGAGGCGGCCAGCCCGUACUGUGAGGCGGCCAGCCCGUACUGCGAGGCGGCCAGCCCAUACUGCGAGGCGGCCAGCCCGUACUGCUACGAGGCGGCCAGCCCGUACUGUGAGGCGGCCAGCCCGUACUGCUGCGAGGCGGCCAGCCCGUACUGCGAGGCGGCCAGCCCAUACUGCGAGGCGGCCAGCCUGUACUGCUGUGAGGCGGCCAGCCCGUACUGCUGUGAGGCGGCCAGCCCAUACUGCAAGGCGGCCAGCCCGUACUGCUACGAGGUGGCCAGCCCGUACUGCGAGGCGGCCAGCCCGUACUGCUGCGAGGCGGCCAGCCCGUACUGCGAGGCGGCCAGCCUGUACUGCUGCGAGGCGGCCAGCCCGUACUGCGAGGCGGCCAGCCCGUACUGCGAGGCGGCCAGCCCGUACUGCUGCGAGGCGGCCAGCCCAUACUGCGAGGCCUAG